AAAGUUCGUGCGAACGACGGUUUGGAUGAUGACCGACUUUAAAAAACCACUGUAGGUCAGUACCGACAGGUGAGACCGUGAAUUCACUCGCGGUACUGCCGCGGUACCGUCUAGUUCGUUUGGUUUUCGGUUUGUGUUCCAAGUGCCAUUUUUUCAAGUACCAAAGAGAUUUCGGUGAGUGAUUUUGCGAUUUGGGAACAAGGUGGGCGAGUUAUGCGAGAGUUCGAAUCGGAUUGAUCCGGUUAAAAAGUUUAACAAAGACAUGUCGAAAAUGGACCAAUCAACCCAAGUCGACUUUCCUAUAGUUGUCCGAAAAAUGCGAAGACACAACACUUCGGCCGAUUUGUACGCAACAAACAAAGGACAUAGCAAUACUUGGAAUAAUUCGAAUAAGGUGUCGAUGCCCCGCCCCAAAUCCCUCAACUUCCCCGACCCGCUGACCAAUCGCACCAAAAUCAUCUACUACUCGGACAGCCCCUUGUCGCGCCUGCCCCUCCCCGUGAGCGAUCUCCACUUGGGCUCCAUCUCGCGCGAGCGGACUCCGCCCUUUUCCUGCAGUUCGAGCGUUGCCUCCACCUCUUCCCCCACCUACAAGCCCGACCCUUCGUGUCAAUGCUCCAAUGACAGCAUCUACUGCCGGCGUAUCCCCGCCAAUAGCACGCAAGGAUUGUCAUGGCGCCGCCUACACAUGUCACGUGCCAAACUCAAAGCCACCGCUACCACCAGCGAACUUCUUUCGGGCUUUGCGAUGGUCGCAAUGGUCGAAUUGCAGAUAAAUGACGACACGGCGGUUCCCGAAUGGUUAUUUGUGAUUUUCGCUGUUUGUACCACUGUGUUAGUAGCAGUGCAUAUUUUUGCACUUAUGAUUUCGACGUAUAUUUUGCCAAACAUUGACGCUGUUGCUAAGUUAGAAAUAUGUGAAAUGGUGGCUGAGAGUCCGCAUGAACGCAUGCGGGGGUUUAUCGAGUUGGCGUGGGCUUUUUCAACAGUAUUAGGUCUAUUCCUGUUUUUGGUGGAAGUAGCCAUUCUUUGCUGGGUCAAAUUUUGGGACUACUCGUUUACGGCAGCGACGGCCGCCACUGUUAUUGUUAUUCCAGUAUUGAUAACUUUCGUCUUGUUUGCUGUUCAUUUCUACCAUUCACUUGUUGUGUACAAAUGCAAUGCUUCAGUAAACGACAUGGAAAAGUUAGAAAAUAUGAAAAAACAUCUUGACGAAGUUACCAGUCCUGUGUGAUUAUAACCAGUAUUUCUUGUAAUUUAAAAUUAAUUAAAUUAUAAUAAAAAAUGCUUCCUUUGUA
Molecule: messenger RNA, 1298 nt
Organism: Tribolium castaneum (red flour beetle)
Lineage: Eukaryota; Metazoa; Arthropoda; Insecta; Coleoptera; Tenebrionidae
Product: calcium release-activated calcium channel protein 1
Exons: 4
Coding region: 263-1234 (323 amino acids)
Biological process (GO): store-operated calcium entry
Cellular component (GO): membrane
Molecular function (GO): store-operated calcium channel activity
Source: RefSeq, a predicted model, not a curated record